GAGGAUAGUUCAUUUUCAUAUCAUCAUUACAUUGUUGCAUCCAAUUAUUACUCUUUGCUUCCUGAAUUUGUGCCCAGUUGGGUGAGGGAUGUGCCAGGUCAUUGUGGUUUGAGGGCUUAGGGACAAACAGGAAUGUGCUACAUGAGCUAGAGGGUAGGAGCAAACAUGGGCUUUCCAUAGUUUCUACCCUAUGGGAAAGGUGGGUUCCUACCUUCCAGAAGCAGCCUGAGGCGAAGGGCCAUGGAGAGUGGCCUGAGCCAGGUUUUGGGCAAUCAGUGACAAAGUUCCUCAGAACAAGAGGCCUGGCUGCCCGCAUAGGAAAUUGAAGUGGCUUGAAGGGUGAGGACAGACUGUGUUCCAAUUAGAAAAGGCCUUUCGAAGAGGAAGUUGUAAAGAAUAGCAAGAGGGGUCAUCAGAGGCUGCUUCCUUGGAUCCUGUUGGAAAAACAUCUUCCAAAGUGUUUGAGCCUGGAAAUACAAUUAUCAGGGUGGAAAUAGACCAUUGUGUGUGGUUCAAGGAUACUGAGUUUGAAUAGCACCAUAACUGAAAUACAGAGUUCUGAGCAUGUCCUUUAAGCCUGGAUGGGCACGGGCUGGUGCUGUGAUCAUCAGAGGAUUAUACCUCAACAUAAAGAAUGCAGAAGCUUUGAAAUGGGACGGGAAAGGAAAGCAGUGGGGGAAGGGAGGUUGCAGAGGUUGCUGGAGCUUUGUUGCUUUGGUGAAAAUCAGGAGGCAGGCUAGCCUACAUUCUGGAUAUAAAUGUCUUCAGAAUUAGGGCAGCCAUUGCCACCAGUGCUUGCUGAUGGGAAUGGAACUGGAGCCCCUUAUUCAUCGCCUCCCUGGACCCCAGGCCUCUCUACCAGCCUCUCUUUACAAAGAGGGUGAUUCCCCUGCCCCAGGGUAUCCUUGAGAGCACAGGGCCCUCUUCCUCUACAAAACUUAAGAACUGAUAACGUUAAAGCAAAUCAGAUUGGGAAUGGGGUUAGGUCCUUUUACAACUUCAGUGAGUGGUGAUGGAGGGGUGGACAUGCCUCUAUGCCUUUGACCGCAGGACUUCCUGGGUGGGUGUCUUGACGGUCAGCGAUAGGGGAGAAGAGUUUGAUAGCAGUUGGAAGAAGUAGCAAAUUCAGUACAUUUCCUAAGUUCCUGUCUUAGCAGCAUGACUUAGUGGUUCUGUGACCCGAGGCAAAUUAUUGAACCUCCCUGAAGCUUCCCAUUUUCUUAUCUUCAAAAUGAUCAUUAUAACAUCUGUCUUAUGGGAUGGUCACUGAAAUAACGCAUGUGAAGCUCUUAGCACAGGGCCUGGCACACAAUAAGCGCUCAGUCAGUCAUUAUCCCUCUUAGGAUAUUUAAGUCUUUCAGCCUGUUGUGAUCAGCGCAGGAAGAGGGCUAGGAUGUCCUGGUGGAACCAUGAAGGCCUCUGAGGACCUCAAUCCUGGGUUUGGAACCAAGAAAGGUGAACAAGCCAUUGGAGGAAGGCAGGUCAAAGGCGCAUGCCCAGCGACAGCAGGUGCAGGGGGGCGCGCCGCUGCCGCCGCUGCGGCCUCCCCUUUAAGAGCCGCCGCCGCCCACGGCCCGCCGCUGCGGCAGGGACCUCCCCUUUAACGGCGGCGGCUCGGCGCUCCGCGGCCCCCGCGGCGGCUGCUGCUGCGGGUGCUGCUGCUACUGCGGCUCCUGCUGCUGCCGCCGCUCGGCCUCCAGCCGCUACAUCCUCGGCCAGGGCCGGCUUCCCGCCCCGCGCCCCGCGCCCCGCCCGGCCCCGCCAUGGUGUCCUGGAUCAUCUCUCGCCUGGUGGUGUGAAAUGGAUGAUGUACUGGAUCGUCUUUGCCUUCUUCACCACUGCCGAGACACUCACAGAUAUCGUGCUCUCCUGGUUCCCCUUCUACUUUGAGCUCAAGAUCGCCUUUGUGAUAUGGCUGCUGUCCCCUUAUACCAAAGGCUCCAGUGUGCUCUACCGCAAGUUCGUGCACCCAACCCUGUCCAACAAAGAGAAGGAGAUCGACGAGUACAUCACACAGGCCCGAGACAAGAGCUAUGAGACCAUGAUGAGGGUGGGCAAGAGGGGCCUGAAUCUGGCCGCCAAUGCCGCAGUCACGGCUGCUGCCAAGGGCCAGGGGGUGCUAUCAGAGAAGCUCCGAAGCUUCAGCAUGCAGGACUUGACCCUGAUCCGGGACGAGGAUGCGCUGCCCCUGCAGGGGCCCGACGGCCGCCUCAGAGCCAGCCCCAGCAGCCUCCUGGACACCAUUGAAGACCUGGGAGAUGACCCCACCCUGAGCGUAAGGUCAGGCACCAACCAGGCAGAUCCCCGGACAGAGAUCUCUGAGGAUGACAUGGGAGACAAGGCCCCUAAGAGGGUCAAACCCAUCAAAAAAGUGCCCAAAGCUGAGCCACCGGCUUCCAAGACGCUGAAGACCCGGCCCAAGAAGAAGACCUCCGCAGGGGGUGACUCAGCUUGAGGCCCCAGCCCCCUCCCCGCAGGCUGCAGAAUCCCAGCUCCACACUGUGCCAGCAGCCCUCAGCCUCAGGCCCCGGGGCCUCUCAGAUGGCUGUUUCCGGUGCCUCCCAGUGGCCAUUCCCCUGGAAGGGCUUGGGAAAGAGAAGGGAGGCCGUGCUGUGGGGGGCCGAGGGUAGAGGCUGGACCCAGGAGCUGAGGAUGGAGCCACUCGAGGAGGUGCGGGCCCCCCAGAGCCCAAAUGCUACUCUCCCCACUCCAGCCCUGACCCCGCCCACCCAGUGCCUUGCUGAAGACCAUGGCCAUCCUCUUGUCCUAACACACGACCCCACUGCUCUCCCCAAGUCAGGGUGGGCGGCCAGUCACAGCCCAGAUUGACUGGAGCCUGAAGGCCCAGCAGAGAAAGAGAAAGUGGGGAGGCCUCAGAGAACCUGGGCUCUGGGCCUGCAGGUGUGAAUGGAGGACAGGGGCUCAGUGGUGGUUAAGUGACCAGGAACCAGGCCAGAGCUGCAGUUGGGGGUGUUGGGUAGGGCUGUGAGCUACCUGUGCCCGCUGAAAAGAGGUGGGGCUCCAGGUGUGUGCGUGUGUGUGAAAGAGAAAAUGUGUGUGUGUGUGUGUAUGUAUUUUUCUGGGUCUAGAGCUGGGGGCUUUUGAGUAAAGGACUUUCCCUCCAGCAGUAACCUUCCCCCACCCAACCCAGCUGCCCUUUCCCCCCUUGGCCCUCCUGCCUACUCUCUGAGCCUCAGAGGACCCCAGCCCAUGAGAGAGUAGGGCUCCAAGGGGCCUCUCACGCGCUCCUCUACCCUUGAUCCCCUCCUCUUUGGCCUCCUCCCAUUCCUGCCCCAGGAUGGGGCUCCAUCCCCUCUGGGCCCUCAGUAGAGCCCCCUGCUGAGCCGAUUUCUUUUCUCCUCUCCUGGGGGCCCAUCUUCCUUCCCCGUAAGGCCCUCUUCCUGUGCCAAGCAGACUAGGCCCCCUGUAACAGACCCCUGUCAGAGCCCAGCCUUUGCCCUACACUUGGCCCCAGCUUCUGCCGUGGCUUCCUUCCGUCAGGGCUCGGAGGAGUGUGUAAAGAAGAAAAAGGUAUUAGGAGCCAGGGGGCUCCAGAUCCGUGGGAAGAGGGUGCCCAAUGGACCUUUGGCACUGGAUGAGCCAAUAAACCAAAUUCUGGCACCUCA
Messenger RNA from Capra hircus (goat), 3626 nucleotides. RefSeq names its product receptor accessory protein 2 (gene REEP2). Lineage: Eukaryota; Metazoa; Chordata; Mammalia; Artiodactyla; Bovidae. Gene Ontology annotation, molecular function: taste receptor binding; microtubule binding. Gene Ontology annotation, cellular component: endoplasmic reticulum tubular network; endoplasmic reticulum membrane; cytoplasmic microtubule. The record is from RefSeq and is a predicted model, not a curated record. Gene Ontology annotation, biological process: endoplasmic reticulum tubular network organization. The coding region runs from base 1493 to 2455 and encodes 320 amino acids. The transcript is spliced from 7 exons.